This is a messenger RNA of Drosophila eugracilis, 2008 nucleotides long. Its product is annotated as nicalin. NCBI's taxonomy places the organism in Eukaryota, Metazoa, Arthropoda, Insecta, Diptera, Drosophilidae. The record is from RefSeq and is a predicted model, not a curated record. The coding region runs from base 120 to 1802 and encodes 560 amino acids. The transcript has 6 exons. Gene Ontology annotation, cellular component: endoplasmic reticulum membrane. Gene Ontology annotation, biological process: regulation of signal transduction.
UUCAACCACCAUAAACAUCGAUAAAACAGCUGACAGUUUUCCAAAUUCAUUUUUAUAAUUAGUUAAUUGCCCACAUCGGCAGAUUUAUUAGAAAAUAUUCCUACUAAAAAGAUAUAAAGAUGAAUGAAGCAGAUAGUUUUGCUGAAAUAUUUAGAGGCGGCUUUCCUCAUUUUCUACUUAUUGUUUUUUCUAUGUUGUUACUAUGUUCACCGGUAAUGCCAAGCGAAUUCGAGGUUAUUUCCAUGUCCAAGUACGAUUUAAAUGGGCAACAUUAUGGAAGCCGUGUUUCUGCAAUAUCCCUAGAAGCCAGAUCAUUGUAUUCAUGGAACACGUCUAGGCACUGUAUUCUCACACGGUUAACCGACUUGUCUAUACAUGAUUUCGACAAGUUAAGGCAAAGUGCGGGAGGAUUAGUUCUAAUGUUGCCAUUGAGUAUAUUGGAUUUGGACUUAGAAACCAAAGAACUUAUAACCAUUUUAGAGCAAUCUAUGCUGACACACACAGCAGCAGUGCCAAUUUACUUUGCCCCGUAUAAUAAAGAUUUGGAAAAGAUCAUCGAUGACAUUACCUACACGACCACGGACAAUGUGGGCCAAAAUCAAACAGCGCUGGGACAAUUAAUUGUUACAGUUUCGGCAAACAGAUACCACGUUAAUGUCGGUGGUGGAAAUAUUGUUGCCAAUAAAAAUAGUAAAAUUCCCAUUAUCCAGGGCGAGCUGAUACCAAAUCAGUUGGCCUUAAAACCCACGGAAUCUGUUGGCGAUGGUCAAAAACUUCCCGUCAUCCUAAUAACCGCGAAUCUGAAAACUUUUGGGAUAUACAAUGAUUAUCCAGUGAAUGCUGAUGCCGCCGUUUUACUUGUGCUAAUGGAACUGUUCAGUAAACUGCAUUAUACUUCUAGUAUGGCACCCAAGUACCGACUCAAAUUUUUGCUUUCCGACGCUGGCGUCUUAUUAAAUUUCCAAGGCUCGAAAAAGUGGCUUGAACUUGAUGAUAAUGCGCUGCAGAAUGUUGAGUUUGUGCUUUGUCUGGAUACUAUAACAGAGAGUUUGUCUUACACCACAGACAAUGCUUUGUAUAUGCAUGUCUCAAAGCCACCGAAAGAUAAGACAUCUAUUAGCAAUUUCUUCAAACUUCUGAAAUCAUCAGCAGAAAAAUAUUCGAAUGGCUUAUCGGUUGAGGGUGUGCAUAAGAAAAUCAACCUAGCUGACACCAAACUUGCAUGGGAGCACGAGAGGUUCAGCAUAAAGCGCUACCCUUCGUUCACACUAUCAUCGGUAAAGAGUCCGAGAAGCCCUAUCCGGACCACUAUUUUCAAAAACGAUGAGAGUCAAAUUGUAGAACACACACUCAACACGUCUCGAAUUAUUGCGGAAGCUCUGGCUAGUUUUAUGUACAAGGUGGACCCAAUUUCCAGCAUAUUCGAUGGGCAGUUGGCCAUUAAAGAAGAAAACAUCUUGCCAUACUUUGGACUUAAAUCCAUAUUACAUAAUAACGAUGUGAAGGAUGCUUUUGAAAAAUACCUUAAUAAUGUAAAAAUCAUAUACGAUAAGCCCGAUGGUAGAGAUCCAGAAUUUAUGUUCUAUAAUGAGAACGAUGUGAAACUUAAUGUUUAUAGAGUUAAGCCUGCGAUCUUUGAUCUCUUCCUAACUAUUGUUAUUGGCGUUUAUCUUUUGACUGUAUACCUCGCCAUACAAUUCUUCCCCCGGUUUUACGAUGAAGUAUCGAAGUUAACAAAAGAGGACCCUGUGGGUCAAGUAAAUGGACACUCGUCUGAACGACUUAAAAUGAAAUCGCAUUAGUAAAAAAAAUUAGAAAAGAGUAAUGUAAUAUUUGCAAGUAGGAAAAUGUCUGUCGAAAAUUAUUUUUCAAAUUUUACCAAUGCCUAUUUAACGAUUGUUACUUUAAAGAUAAUAAACUCUAUAAAACUGUAGAAAUUUGAUCAUAAUUGUCCUAUCUAAAGUAUUUUUUUGUUCAUACUUCCAAUUAAAAAACUUUAUUAUUAUAA